AUGUCAACCAACGGCAAUUCCAACAAGGCGCUUGAUCCAAACCAGGGAGGGGAUGCAACGAAGAAGACCUACCACAAGCAGCCGACUGGAGAAGCGAAGAAGACUGCCGAUGCACAUUCCAAAGAGAACGAGUUGAAGCUGUAUGGGAGUUGCUUCUGCCCAUUCGUCCACCGAGUCUGGAUUUCGCUUGAACUCAAGGGCUUGGACUAUGAAUAUGUCGAGGUGGACGUGUAUCGCAAGCCAAAGCUGCUUCUCGACAUUAAUCCUCGUGGACUUGUUCCCGCUCUUCGCCACGGAGACUGGGGGAUGUACGAAUCCACUGUUGUCAUGGAAUACCUGGAAGAUUUGAACGAAGGAAAAGCACUCCUGCCAAGAGACCCAAAACUACGCGCCCAUUCUCGGCUGUGGGUGGACCAUAUCAACCGUCAUAUCAUCCCAGCUUUCUACAAAUACCUACAGGCCCAAGAGCCCGCCGAUCAAGUCAAAUUUGCAGGGGAGCUGAAGGACCACAUAUCGAAAGCAGUCGAUGCCGCUGAUGAGGAAGGCCCAUUCUUUCUGGGCUCUGAGAUGGGUUUCGUCGACGUGCAGUUGGCACCGUGGGUUGUGCGACUUGAGAAGGUGUUGAAGCCAUACAGAGGCUGGCCAUCGCCCGAGCCAGGCAGCCGAUGGGAGAAGUGGGUCAACGCGAUUGAACAGAGCGAGCCAGUGAAGAGAACGACCAGCAAUGAUGAAUUGUACCUGGACAGCUAUGAGCGUUACGCGGAGAAUAGACCCAACACGUCCCAGGUACGAGAUGCCAUCAACUCGGGAGGUGGGCUGCCUUGA
This is a messenger RNA of Zymoseptoria tritici IPO323, 825 nucleotides long. RefSeq lists its product as uncharacterized. Lineage: Eukaryota; Fungi; Ascomycota; Dothideomycetes; Mycosphaerellales; Mycosphaerellaceae. The transcript has 2 exons. Bases 1 to 825 code for a protein of 274 amino acids. Gene Ontology annotation, cellular component: cytoplasm. The record is from RefSeq and is a predicted model, not a curated record. Gene Ontology annotation, molecular function: glutathione transferase activity.